GCAAGAUCGAGAGAGAGACUUGCACAAAAACACUUGCCCAUCUCAAUUCUAUUCCUGGGUUAUGUGUCGAGGAAGAAAAGGAAAGUGUUAACAGGUGACUGGAAAUGCUCCUAAAAACGUGAUUAUAGUUGUCGUGUGAGAGUUAAAUGUGUGUAGUGUGUGUUGAGAGUGUUUAUUGUUCUGUUUUACGCCUGGAAUUGAAUGAUUACUUAAUGGAGGAAAGAGAAAACAGGGUAAGGAAAAUAUGAGGGCGAUCUAUUUGGUAGAGCGAUCACACACACUCGUCAAAGAAUAAGAAAAUAAACCGAACGGACCGAACUAUCCGAUUGGCUCAUGUUCUGUACGUGUUAUGUUUGUUUGCGUGUGUGUUAGUGCGUUGUGUGUUUGUGUGUUUGUGUGUGCGUUGAGGAGUCUGCGCCGCCACCAUGAGGAUACUGACAAGAAGAAUUAACAAACUGCUGUCGCUUAUCGUUAUCAUGUGUCUUGCUACUCUGCUGAUCAAGACUGGUGACGUGGAGAGACAGAGACAGGUAACUUUGGUCCCUAUGCCGCUAGAAGACAAGGACGACUUUGACUUGAACCAGACAGUCCUGCGCGCAAAAGGCCCUCUCGCAGCGGACGACCCCGGCGCCAUCACACUCCUUCGCCAGCAAUACCUCCAGGCGCCUGACGACCUCCCAUACGACCUUCGCGAGGACUGGGACAUGCAGUACACACGCUACGGGAGCCUCUAUCCUUCCUGGGGCUUCAUACACCACAUCCUGAAGGACCUAUACGCUGGGGGUCCUUUGGGGUACUUCGUGGAGGCAGGGGCCUUAGACGGGGAAUACCUGUCGAACACCUUACACCUGGAGAGGCAAUUAGGGUGGACGGGGCUGCUUAUAGAGGCUGAGGAAGAGAGUUAUGCGGCCCUCAGGAGGAAGCACAGGAAGGCGUGGUCCUCGAAGGCGUGUGUAGGGGCCAAAGAGUUCCCGUAUGAAGCGGUUAUGACGAGCUUCAGAGAACAGGGUGAGGCGAAAUGGUCAGGCCGAGGCGCUGCGAGGCUGGAGAAGAACCCCAUCGAGCAAGGCGGGGAAGGUCCGGGCUAUAGAACCUACCAGCAGGUCCAAUGCUUUCCCCUCCUGACCUUCCUCCUCGCUACCAACACCUCCGCAGUGGACCUCUUCAGCUUGGACGUGGAGGGCGCAGAGUGGGAUAUCCUAAAGUCCUUCCCCUUUGAUAGGAUUCCCGUGGACGUCUGGGUCAUCGAACACGUGAAUAAGAAGGAUAAUGGGAGUGGGUCUGAGUUGGCUGAGCUGUCUUCGGCGUCUCCUGAGUUCUUCAAUGUUAGUGAUUCGCAGGGCGGUCAUGGUACAGCGACCUCAUCCUCUUCGUUUUCUUCGUCCUCGUCUUCGUGGGAAUGGUACGAAGACCCAGAAUUCGUGGCCUUCAUGGAGAGCCGCGGGUACUACCUCCUCGACGUCUUCUGUCAUCCAAUACCCGACUACGUCUUCGUCAGGCUGGGCAGCGCGGCGUUCCAUAGGCUGGGCGUCCCUCGCUCUUUGUGGCGGAGGCGAGGCGUGUGCGGGGAUAAAGGCGUGUGGAAGGACAAUGCUACCUACGACCCACGCCUGCACAGAGAUCCUAGACACUGGCCGAGCCUUGAGUACUUUGCGAAGGAUGGGAAGGAUGGGGAGGGGAGGGAGAAGAAGGGUGGUGGGGUUUUAGAGAGUGACUGGAAGGUGUGGUGAGGUUACGGGGGCUCUGUAGUAGUGGUGGUAGUAGUAGUAGUAGUAGUAGUAGUAGUAGUAGUAGUAGUAGUAGUAGUAGUAGUAGUAGUAAUAUAAGCAGUUCUACUUAUAUAGCCUAGUUUGUAUUUGUAUCUCAAGAAAUUAAAUAGGAAAAACAAGGUAGAAAUUCUUAUCAUACACCAAUAGCUCACGAAGUUAUCAAGGAAACACGAAAUAAAAUAAGGUUGCUUUGAG
Molecule: messenger RNA, 1964 nt
Organism: Eriocheir sinensis (Chinese mitten crab)
Lineage: Eukaryota; Metazoa; Arthropoda; Malacostraca; Decapoda; Varunidae
Exons: 5
Coding region: 426-1730 (434 amino acids)
Source: RefSeq, a predicted model, not a curated record